CAUGGAACGGCAUGCAUUGCUCGGGAAUUUCUCUUACCUAUUGAGAUUAUAGAGGACUUUGCUGUGAAGUUAAAAGUUCCCCUGUUUGACCUAAUCUGACCGGUAGAAGAGCAAUAGAACAGCGUGAAAACUGUGUACAUAUAGACAGUUGAAUUUUACAGACCUACUGUCUAUGUAUUUCCGAGGGUUGGAUAUCGUGUUACUACCAAACUGGAAACAUUCAUAACGGGAAAUGCUGUCCCAUGCAGCGUUAUUCUUUCUGACCAUUUAUUUUGGCAAUAAGUAACCUGUCUGUCCUAAUUCAGAAUAUGGAGAACAAUUCGGAAAGUUCCAAUCUAACAGAUUACCGGUGUGCUAUGUCCAUGAUGUCUAACAGCAGGGGAAAAGCAUACAUCUGUAUCAUCUCGGAGUUUGCGCCGAUGACCGUUUGGUUCGAUCGCUACGUCACUAUUUUCUGGUACUGUGUUGGAAUUACAGGAAAUUCUCUGACUAUUAAAAUAUGGUCCAGACGCGUGAGCAGGACAAAUAUUUCUGCGCUUUAUUUAAUUGUGCUCGCUUUUACGGAUUUGUUUUAUCUUUUUCUGCAUGUAAUCCAGGAACUUAAAUUCGCUUGGGGAGUCCCAAGUAUCGACAUUGCUGGAUGGUGCCAAGUUUACUUUGUGUUUUACAUGUUUGCCAUGUAUAUGAGUCCAUUUUUAAUUCUUGGAUUUACAAUUGAGCGAUUUUUGUCAAUUAAAACUCCAUUCAAAAGUCAAAGAUUUUCUGUUACAAAUCGUGGCCCUCUUGAGAUAAGUGGUAUUACCAUGCUUGCCCUCUUGCUGGCCAUACCUCAGAUAUUUUCGUGGGAAGUACAACAGGGCGAAUGUCAAGGACCGCAUCAUGACUUUUACGCCGUUUGGUCCUGGAUUUCAGACACCCUCGUUUUCGUUAUAUUUCCUGUGACGUCACUUGUUCUAAACUCUCUAGUGAUGAAAGCGGCUUCUAAGGCCGACAAGAAACGACAAAGUACCUUACCUCUUUGUCGAAGAAAGUCCACACCUGAUAAAUCUGCCCAUCAGACUAAAAUAAAACACAGUCCCUCCACCUUAACGUUAUUGUGCGUGUCAUUUUACAGGAUCAUAACAGUUAUACCGGUGACGAUCGCAUUCGCUCUUCAGGGGGAAUUCAAGCCUGGUAGUUUAAAACUCUCGCUGACUGAAAUGAAAAAUGACGAUGUAUGGACCGAUCAUUUUGUGUGGUACAGGGCGAAGAAAGCCGUAGACGAGAUCGGUUUAUCGCAGUACAGCUGUAAUAUCUUCAUUUAUUUAAUCACCGCCACUCACUUUCGGCACGAAAUGAAGAGGCUAUUUUAUUUCGUGCCCUUUAUGCGACCUGAUGCAGGAUUUUCUGACAGUUUUAACAGAACCUCUAUAGAACUCAGUUUUCUCAGAAAUAAAUCAAAGGAUAAAACGUAUCAUUUAUAAAUUAAUAGUUUUCAAUUUAUUGAUUCCAUUUUUUAAAGCUCUACUGGCCAAAGAACUUAUGCAGUGAUAAGAUGUCUGUCGUCCGUCCGUCUGUCUGUUUUUCGAAACCUGUUGUUCUCCUGCUUUUUUGGUCUAAUUUUAAUAAAAUUUGGUACACAGGUAGACUAUCCUAAUAUACAUAAAUCAUCUGUAUCAGUUUUUAGUUUCCACGAACGGUGUUGUUAUGGUUACUAAAAAUGGAAAUUUCAGGUCUAUGAAAUUCUUUCAAAACGCUACUCUUCCUAAUUUUUUUUUUUAUUGCAAUAAAACUUGGUACACAAGUAGACUAUAUUAAGGGACAUAAUUUUCAUUAUCGGACAAAUAGACUAGUUUCAAGUAAAAUUACUAUUUUUAUCUUCAUUCGCUAUAGGAACGAGCCAGUGGAGCUACAGUCUCGUCAGAAACUUCUGGUUUAAAUAAAUGAGUUUUUUAAUCGCCUUUUUCAUGAGUACACUAUGAAUAUGUUAUACACGUAAUUCUGUCAAGAUUUGUAAUACGUUGCCCUUAAGAUAUGUCUCUGACUUGUUUAUUUGACAGAAGUAUUCAUCUGAUUUUUUUUAAUUAAAAACGAAAUCUUA
Messenger RNA from Saccostrea echinata, 2080 nucleotides. Its product is annotated as neurotensin receptor type 1-like. Gene Ontology annotation, cellular component: plasma membrane. Gene Ontology annotation, molecular function: G protein-coupled receptor activity. Bases 309 to 1463 code for a protein of 384 amino acids. Gene Ontology annotation, biological process: G protein-coupled receptor signaling pathway. The record is from RefSeq and is a predicted model, not a curated record. Lineage: Eukaryota; Metazoa; Mollusca; Bivalvia; Ostreida; Ostreidae. The transcript is spliced from 3 exons.